GUUUUCGGGUCGCAGCGCCCGAACACGAGUCGGAGGAUUUUUUCGCUCAGGGCAUCUUGCAGAUUCCCCUGUUAAGGUUCAGGUCAGAAAUUGGCAUCGGAAUCUGUUGCUCUCGGCAUGGGAUGGCGAAUGCACGUGAUCGCAGAAUUUUAGUGUGCAGAUGGUUUGUGUGCGAUGGAAGAACCGCAGCCAAUAUAGCCUGAAGGAUCGAAGAAGGGAAAAGAAAUGUCGCAAAUUGAAGGCACCGAGGAGGACCUGCUUCUGGCACAGAGAAUCUUGUCUGCGGCGGAGCGUCACGACCUGCAAGCCCUGCAGGUUCUUCUGAAAGACGGCUCAGCAAAUGUGUAUGUGAACGGCCGUGCGCCGUUACACGCUGCGAUUGCCAGCGGCGAAGGUGCUGAAGAUGCAACUGCAAAGACGGCAGAGUUGUUGCUACAGAAUGGUGCCAUAUGGAACGACCUGAAUAGCGACAACGAGACGCCCGGCUGCAUUGCCUUGCGGUUGGGCCUCAUGAAGGUCUACGAGAUGAUGGUCGAGGCUGGGGUCCGCGCUGAAAUGCUGUUCAGCAAGAUGCAAGAGCUUGGAAUGGAUGUGGACGGUGAGGGCGAUGAAGACGCAGAAGGUGCUCCUCAGAGGGCGACCCGAGUGACCGUGGAAGAAGACGUCUCCAUCGACAAUCACGCCUAUCUCAAGUCAAAGUUGCGAUACAAGCCGGGCAUACUUCUCGAUGAAUCCGACAACGCCGUCAUGAUGGAUUGGGAGACCGAGAUCAUGAAGCGACAUGCCGAAACGCUUGCUGAUCGUCCUGGUCUGCGCACCAUGAACAUAGGCCACGGUAUGGGCAUUGUCGAUAGAGCCUUUCUCGAUCGCUCGCCGUCUAUGCACCACAUCGUCGAAGCCCACCCGCAAGUGCUCCAAAAACUUCGGGAUGAGGGGUGGUAUGACAAACCAAACGUAACCGUGCACGAAGGUCGCUGGCAGGACGUGCUGCCCAAGCUGGCGGAGCAAGGUGUCGUUCUGGACGCAAUCUACUACGACACGUUCGCCGAGAACUAUGACGCGCUCAAAGAGCUUUUCUCCGAGCACGUGGUCACACUUCUUGACCCAAGUGGAAAGUUUGGUUGGUACAAUGGACUUGGGGCCGACCGGCAGAUCUGCUACGAUGUUUACACAAAGGUUGCUGAGAUGGAUCUCUACGAAGCAGGGUUUGACACCAAAUGGGAGGACAUCAGAGUACCUGCAGGUCUUCACGGCUCGGCCCAGUGGGAGGGGACAAAGCGACCAUACUGGACCAUUGACGUUUACCGAUUGCCCGUCAACACGUUCAUCUCGUGAUCAACGUAGCCUAGGGUUCUUUGACGAUAAGCGACAUCAUCGUCAUCCGAAAUGACAUCUUCAAGCUCGAACUGAGUUGGAACAGAAAUGUUGCGUGCGAUGGAGCAGUCCUCUUCCAUCCCUGACCUUUCGCAUUGUACGAGAGCCUCGUUAAGACUGGCACGAGCAUCGCUGACGACGGAAGAGAUGGGAAACUCCUCUCAGAAAGAAAUCCUUGCGUGUCAUAUCAUCGCCUGUCGAUUCACGGACCCAAGCACAUCGCGCCAAAAUCUGUUACAAAAUAUAAGCAUUUAGACUAGACCACGGUGGAGUAUUCAGUAAGAAAUCAAUUAUCUGAGGGAUCUUCACUUUUGCUCUCUUGCCCAAGAAUAAUUUCGAUCUCACUGUUUCUCCGAUAUCUGAUUACUUAAAAUCUCAUAUCCGACGUCCUGUUGCUCAGUUCCAACGGCGUUUGUCCAUGUCUCGCUAACUUUCAAC
Molecule: messenger RNA, 1812 nt
Organism: Verruconis gallopava
Lineage: Eukaryota; Fungi; Ascomycota; Dothideomycetes; Venturiales; Sympoventuriaceae
Exons: 1
Coding region: 226-1335 (369 amino acids)
Biological process (GO): peptidyl-arginine methylation
Cellular component (GO): nucleus; cytoplasm
Molecular function (GO): protein arginine N5-methyltransferase activity; protein binding
Source: RefSeq, a predicted model, not a curated record